AUGAGAGUAAUGGAUAAAAAUGAAUCAAUUGAACUUUUUAGUUUAAAUGCAUUCAAGCAACCGAGUCCUACAAAACAGUUUGCUGAAAUUUCUAGAAAAUUUGUUGAGUACUGUGGGGGAUUGCCACUAGCUCUGGAAGUCCUUGGCUCCUAUUUGUUUGAAAGUGGAAUAAGAGAUUGGAAGUGUGUAUUAGAAAAAAUCAAAAUAAUUCCCAAUGACCAAAUAUUAAAUUCUUGUGGACUUUUCCUAGAAAUUGGAAUAAGUAUGCUUGUUGAGCAAAUCUUGGUAACGGUUGAUGAUAAGAAAAAGCUUGGAAUGCAUGAAUUGUUACGAGAUAUGGGAAGAGAAAUCAUUCGUGAAAAAUCACCAAAAGAGCCUGAGGAGCAUAGCAGGUUAUGGAUUCAUGAGGAUGUGCUUGAUGUUUUAUCGGAUCGAAAUGGAACAAAAGCUAUUGAAGGGCUAGCUUUGAAGUUGCCAAUAGCUAGUUCAAAAUGUUUUAGCACUAAAGCAUUUAAGAAGAUGAAGAGACUCAGAUUGCUUCAACUUGCUGGAGUAAAACUUGAUGGAGAUUUCGGAUAUCUUUCAAGAAAUUUAAGGUGGUUAUGUUGGAAUGGAUUUCCUUUAACAUGCAUACCUUCAGAUUUUUAUCAAGGAAAUAUAAUUUCCAUGGAGUUAGAAAACAGCAAUAUGAGAUUUAUGUGGAAAGAGACCCAGAGAAUGGAGAUGCUGGAAAUCCUAAACCUUAGUCAUUCUCAUCAUCUGAUGCAGACCCCAGAUUUCUCUCAUUUACCUAAUCUUGAAAAGCUAGUUCUUGUAGAUUGUCCAAUGUUAUCUGAGGAGCUAUCAUCGAUUUCCAAGUAUCUUCCUAAUCUUAGAAGUCUUUGGGUGGAGUGCAGCUCGGAAGGUCAACUUUCUCAUGAUACAACAAUAAUUUUGGAGGCAUUAUAUGCCACAAAUUCUAAAAAAUUAGAACCAACAGCAACUACAUCACAAGUAUCAAAAUUUUCCUUGAAACCUCUUUUCAUUCAAUUGGGAAUGAAUUGCCAAGUUGCCAAUAUUUUGAAAGAGAAAAUUUUACAGAAUACAACUGUCGAUGAGAGUGGUGGUUGUGUGCUCCUGGGUGAUAGUUAUCCCGAUUUGUUAAGUUUCAAUUGUGAUGGUUCUUCUAUAAUUUUUGAAGUUCCUCAAGUAGAAGGGCAUAACUUGAAGUCAUUGAUGUGCAUUGCCUAUUCUUUAAUUCCAGAUAACAUAUCAUCAGAUGGACUUAUAAGUGUGUUAGUGAAAAAUUACACAAAGGCCACCAUUCAGCUCUAUAAGAGAGAGACAUUAGCUUCCUUUAAGGAUGAGGAGGGGGAGAGACUAGUAUCAAGUAUAGAACUUGGAGACGGAGUGGAAGUUGUUGUUGCUUUUGAGAAUGGCUUCAGUGUGAAGAAAACAGCUAUUUAUCUCAUUUAUGAUUAA
Vicia faba (fava bean) is the source of this 1461-nucleotide messenger RNA. NCBI's taxonomy places the organism in Eukaryota, Viridiplantae, Streptophyta, Magnoliopsida, Fabales, Fabaceae. The record is from the annotation of a GenBank genome assembly.